This is a messenger RNA of Cooperia oncophora, 264 nucleotides long. Lineage: Eukaryota; Metazoa; Nematoda; Chromadorea; Rhabditida; Trichostrongylidae. The record is from the annotation of a GenBank genome assembly.
AUGCCUUCCAGGCGACCGGAAAAUAUGCUGAAUCAGUUCACGUCCUUGAGGCAGAAGUCAGAGAUUCUCUAUCAGGACACCGUGGAGAUGAUCAAUAUGUGCGAUUUGGAUUGGCCAUGGUGGGCGCCGGAAUGCUUGCAGGAUCACCUCUUCGACAUUGUCACAGACAUUUGGGCCUUUGGCUGUGUUAUCUUCGAGAUCAAUCAUGAUGGACUCGGACCGUACGCAUUCCAGAGGAAACGUCCCCAGUCGCAUAACGAGUAA